AUGGUUAAGAAGAAAAUUAGAGAGUGGAACAAGGUUUCGUUCAAGAAUAUUUUUGCUAAAAAGAUCAGAGUGGAAUCCGAGUUAGAUAAUCUGAACAAAAUUAUCAUCUCAGCAGGUAUGUCCAAUGAUGAGUUUGUCAGAGAAAAACAACUUAAAAGUGAACUGUGGGAACUUUUGCUCAGAGAGGAAAUUUUGUGGCGGGAUAAAUCAAGGGAGCAUUGGAUCAAAGAAGGAGAUUUGAACACAAAAUUCUUCCAUGCUUCCAUUAAGGUCAAUAGAGCUAACAAUCGGAUUGCCCGUAUCCAAGACAGUUUCAGAGUCUGGCAGGAGGAGGUGAAGGUCAUAGAAUACAUAACAGUUAAUCAUUUCAAAGCUCUCCUAUGGGAUUGCCAUGUAGACCAACUUCCUUCUCCCAUGUUGGAUGUCAUUCCGAGAUUAGUCUCAGAAGAAGAUAACAAACAAUUUAUGCGACCCUUCUCAUUACAGGAAAUUAAGAAGGCCACAUUUGAUAAUCCCCCACUCAAAGCUCCUAGGCCUGAUGGUGUUACAAUGAAAUUCUUCCAAAAAUGCUGGGGAUUCAUGGUUGAAGAUAUUUGCAAGGUGGUGGAAGAGUUCAAGAGGAAAGGUAGGGAAAUUGCAGAUAGCAUCCUGAUGGCGGGGGAGACCAUCCAUUCUAUGCAAUCAGUCAAGAGUCAAGGUAUGAUUAUUAGAUUAGAUGUCAGCAAGGCUACUAAUGGGUUGAGACAAGGUGAUCCCAUGUCUCCCUUUUUAUUUGUUCUAAUGGCAGAAGUAUUGGGGAGAAACAUUAAAAAGCAGCAUCCAUUCCCUCAGUUUAUGGAUCCUAGAGAGCAUACUCCUCAUAUUGAGGAUGUGGAGGAUGAUGCCCCCACAUCGGCACAGGGACAGGCAUAG
This is a messenger RNA of Cryptomeria japonica (Japanese cedar), 912 nucleotides long. RefSeq lists its product as uncharacterized. The coding region runs from base 1 to 912 and encodes 303 amino acids. The record is from RefSeq and is a predicted model, not a curated record. The transcript is spliced from 4 exons. Lineage: Eukaryota; Viridiplantae; Streptophyta; Pinopsida; Cupressales; Cupressaceae.